AUGACGACCGCUCGCUCCACGGUGGCGGCGCUCAUGGCCGCCGUCCUGGUGGCCUCGACCCUCUUCCAAGCCGCCGCCGCCGGCCAAUGCGACCCCCAGAAGGACCUCUACAUAUGGCAGAGCCUCGGGGAGCCCCAGAGCGACGGCUCGUCGGAGUACAGGGUGACCGUGACGAACCAGUGCGGCGGCGACGAGCGGACCGGCAGGCCCUGCGACAUCUCGAAGAUCCGCCUGCGGUGCGGCAACUUCCGCUCCGUGAUCCCCGUCGACCCCACGGUGCUCCGCGUCGUCAGCCAGGGCGUCUGCCUCCUCGCCGACGGUCACUCUAUCCCGCAGGGCCGCAACGUCUCCUUCGUCUACACCAGCUACGUGCGCAACAACCUCUACGUCAUCUCCGCCAUGUCCACCUGCACCACCGCCUAG
Messenger RNA from Lolium perenne, 423 nucleotides. RefSeq names its product TPD1 protein homolog 1A-like. NCBI's taxonomy places the organism in Eukaryota, Viridiplantae, Streptophyta, Magnoliopsida, Poales, Poaceae. The record is from RefSeq and is a predicted model, not a curated record. Gene Ontology annotation, biological process: cell fate determination.